Molecule: messenger RNA, 651 nt
Organism: Arachis stenosperma
Lineage: Eukaryota; Viridiplantae; Streptophyta; Magnoliopsida; Fabales; Fabaceae
Product: protein FAR1-RELATED SEQUENCE 4-like
Exons: 3
Coding region: 1-651 (216 amino acids)
Biological process (GO): regulation of DNA-templated transcription
Source: RefSeq, a predicted model, not a curated record
AUGACGGAGUUCAUAAAUUUGCAAGCCGCUUAUGACUACUACAACGAAUACAGUCGGAUUAAGGGAUUCUCGGUGAGGAGGUUGAAGGUGGAUCGCAGAACAAAGCAAGGGUCGGAGGGUGAAAUCAUUUGGCAGAUAUUCGUGUGCUCGAGGGAAGGAGAGCGAGAGGGAAAAUACAUGCAAAAGGGAGACAUGAAAAUGGAUCCUCGAUCUAUCACACGUGCGGGGGUGGACCAUUAUAUGAGGAUGGUGGUGUUUGGUUGCGCAAUUUUGAGCAAUGAGAGAGAAGAUAGCUAUGUGUGGUUGUUGCAGUCAUUUCUUGAGGCAAUGAAAGAAAAACAGCCGAAGUCCGUCAUGACGGACGAGGAUCUUGCAAUGAAGAGUGUGGUUGGUGCAGUUUUUCUCGAGAUUGACGAAUUGGAGAGAAUAUGGAUGGAUAGUGUGGUAGAUUUCGGGUUACAGCACUAUCCAUGGAUAGCUGACAUGUAUGCAAGGAAGCAUUCAUGGUCUAAUGCGCACAUUCAGAAAAAAUUCUUUGCAGGACUGAAGAUAACAUCGAGGUGCGAGGCGUUGAAUAUGCAGAUAUCUUGCCAUCAUGACGAUCUCUACCUUGCUGCUCUAGCCCUGCCAACCUAUGCGCAACAAAGAUAG